AUGGAUAUGCUUAAAGUCUUGUGGAAUCUGUCGGUCCCUCUCAAAUUCAAGGUUUUCGUUUGGAGACUUCUCAUAUCAAGACUCCCGGUAAAGGAUUCGCUCUUGAGAAGAGGUGUCACCUUCGACGCUACCAAUGCUUGUUGUGAGUUUUGUCGGUUGCAACCGGAGAACUUGAAUCAUCUAUUUUUCGAUUGUCCCGUCUCAAAGCUGUUGUGGGGCAGAAUCUUCAGAUGGAUGGGAGUUGAUUUAUCAUUCUCUCUUGCUGAGUUCAUGGUGUUUGGCAAGUUUCAUGACAAGGUGAAAAUGGCAAAUUCAAGACUGAAAAUCAACACCAUUUGGAUAGCUACUUCUUGGAGCAUUUGGUCUAUGAGAAACGCGAUGAUUUUCGAUAAGGUGCCGUAUAGUUUCGACGUGGUGUAUUCAAAUAUCUUGUAUUUAUCUUGGAAUUGGCUAGCUAGUAGCAACCCUUUGUCCUUCUGUAGCUUCUAUGACUGGUUUAAAUCCCCUUUGGAUUGUUUCAAUACUCUGUAA
Vicia villosa (hairy vetch) is the source of this 531-nucleotide messenger RNA. RefSeq lists its product as uncharacterized. The coding region runs from base 1 to 531 and encodes 176 amino acids. The record is from RefSeq and is a predicted model, not a curated record. Lineage: Eukaryota; Viridiplantae; Streptophyta; Magnoliopsida; Fabales; Fabaceae. The transcript has a single exon.